AUGGCAUCCCAUAAUCAAGAAUCAACAGUCCCGUAUGAUCCGCUCACCGAGCCCCCCAUCUCCCCUCGUUUGGAAGAAUUUGGCCGCCCCGCACCCGGCUUCCUCAAUACGGACUCGCGCAACUCGUCGAGCAGCACUGUCGGCUACCGUGCAUCUGAAUAUGGCUCUAUUGCCGCUCUCCAGGCCCCAAAGCUCGCGGUCACCCCUCCCGAGGGUGCCGAGAAGGAGAAUGUGCCCAUGCGCCAGCUCAGCCCUGUUCCUAGAGCCUCCAAGGAUCUCGAGGAGAAGAAUGAGCUCUACGCCGCUCCCCGUACGCGCACCAAGCGCAAGGCUCUCAUCUGGGGUCUCGCCGCCGCUGGUGCAGUCAUCCUGAUCGUUGCCAUUGCAGUCCCCGUCGCCAUUCUCACCAAGAAGAACAACUCUGGAGAAUCUGGCAGCGACAGCGGCAACUCUGGCCACUCUGGUCACUCUGAUUCGGGCUCACACUCUCAAACCGGAACCAACGAACAGACAGUCGUAACAAGCGGUGGUGAUGGUUCGAUCGUCACCAAGUCUGAUGGUACCACCUUUGUCUACAACAAUACGUUUGGCGGCUUCUGGGUCUACGAUCCGGCAAACCCCCUCAACAAUAGCGCUCGCGCUCAGUCCUGGAGCCCUCCACUCACCGAGGAAUGGCGAUGGGGUGUUGAUCAAGUCUAUGGUGUCAACCUUGGUGGCUGGCUCAACCUCGAACCGUUCAUUUCGCCAGCGUUGUACGAGCCAUUCUACCCCAAUGCCGUUGACGAGUGGACGCUCUCGACUCUCAUUCAACAGCGGGAUGGAAACCUCAAUGCCAUCGAGGAGCACUAUAAGACGUUUAUUGUCGAGGAGGACUUUGCGAUGAUCGCCGCAGCUGGUCUCAACUGGGUCCGUAUCCCGAUUCCCUUCUGGGCUAUCGAAAAAUACGACGACGAGCCGUUCCUCGAGAAGGUGUGCUGGCAGUACUUCCUCAAAGCCAUCGAAUGGGCUCGCAAAUAUGGUCUCCGCAUCAACCUCGAUCUCCACGCCGUUUCUGGCUCGCAAAACGGCUGGAACCACAGUGGCAAGCUCGGCGACAUCAAUUUCUUGAACGGUGUCAUGGGUAUCGCCAACGCUCAACGUACUCUUGACCACAUUCGCAUCAUCGCAGAGUUCAUUUCCCAGCCCGAGUACAGCAACGUCGUUCCUUUCUUCGGCAUCCUCAACGAGCCAAGAUCCGGUAGCGCCUAUUCGCUCGAGACAAUCCAGUCUUUCUACGCAGAGGCCUACAGGAUCAUUCGUAACGCCAGUGGAAACGGAGCCGGAAAUGGACCGUACAUCUCGAUCCACGAAGCCUUCCAGGGUUUGCAACAGUGGGAGACAUUCUUGACUGGUGCUGAUCGUCUUGCUCUCGACACGCAUCCCUAUCUUGCAUUCGGAGCCAUGAGCGCCGCCCCUGUCGAGUCGUUCAUCUCCACCCCUUGCUCGACGUGGGGCGGUCUCGUCAGUGCCUCACUGACCAACUUUGGAAUGACAACGGCGGGAGAAUGGAGCAACGCCAUAAAUGACUGCGGCCUCUAUGUCAACGCGGUUGGAAGAGGUACCCGCUACGAGGGAACAUUUGAAACCACGGCCGUCACUGGCUCGUGUGAUGAGUGGAUCAACUACGAAACCUGGACUCAGCCUACCAAGGAUGCGUUUAGGGAAUUCGCGCUCUCAAGCAUGGAUGCCCUCCAGAAUUGGUUCUUCUGGACCUGGCGCAUUGGAGAGUCGUCUGCGACCAACAAGGUCAUGGCCCCCUUCUGGUCCUACAAGCUCGGUCUCCAAGAAGGCUGGAUGCCCACCGAUCCACGCCAGAGCAGAGGACAGUGCGCAAAGGUCGGCGUCCCGAUCACCGAGUUUAGCAGCCCUAUUCAGCCUGGUGCGGGUAACCCUCCCACUCUGGACAACUACCCAUGGCCUCCUACGACCCUCGGUACCUAUGCAGUCGCCCAGCUCCCUCUCUACACACCGACUGGCGAGAUUCACACCCUCCCCGUCCCGACCUUUACCCAGUCUUCUGGUGCCACGGCUACCGUCAGCGUUGGCAAUGGAUGGGCAAACCCGGCUGACAACACUCCCAUGGCCGUUCCAGUUGCCGGUUGCACGUACCCUGAUCCAUGGAACGCGCUCAACGCUGCCAUCCCCGCCUGCGGUACCGGUGGCGGAAUCACCGCCCGUGCGGCCGCACCACAACCGACGUCGUAA
Molecule: messenger RNA, 2244 nt
Organism: Serendipita indica DSM 11827
Lineage: Eukaryota; Fungi; Basidiomycota; Agaricomycetes; Sebacinales; Serendipitaceae
Source: the annotation of a GenBank genome assembly